CUUAAGCAAAUUGCGACCUGUUGGGCACCGCAGUUGGCUCGCGUCAAACAAUGGUGUUCAACUUCAAAGUUUUCAAGAAGUGCUCGCCCAAUGGCAAAAUCACCGUCUACCUCGGCAAGAGGGAUUUCGUCGACCACGUUAAUGGUGUCGAACCAAUAGACGGCGUUGUGCUUCUCGAUCCCGAAUACACUAAUGGCAGGAAGAUCUUCGGCCAGGUGGUCUGCACCUUCCGAUAUGGUCGCGAGGAGGAUGAGGUCAUGGGCCUCAACUUCCAGAAGGACCUCUUCUUCGCCAACGAGCAGAUCUACCCACCCACCAAGACCGACGAAAACCUCAGCAAGUUGCAGGAACGACUCGUAAAGAAGUUGGGUGCCAACGCGUUCCCCUUCACCUUCCAACUGCCGACCUCCGCCCCGGGCUCUGUCACCCUGCAGCCCGGACCUGACGAUGGUGGCCAGCCUUGUGGUGUCAGCUACUAUGUCAAGAUCUUCGCAGGCGAGAACAACACUGACACCAGCCACAAGAGGAGCACUGUUGCCCUUGGCAUCCGUAAGAUCCAGUUCGCCCCAUCCAAGAUGGGACGUCAGCCAUGCACUGUCGUCCGCAAGGACUUCAUGCUCAGCCCUGGAGAGCUCGAGCUCGAAGUCACCCUGGACAAGCAGUUGUACCAUCACGACGAGAAGAUUGCUGUGAACUUGUGUGUGCGCAACCACAGCAACAAGGUGGUCAAGAAGAUCAAGGCCAUGGUGCAGCAGGGCGUCGACAUCUCCGUCUUCCAAAACGGACAGUUCCGCGCCACCGUUGCAGAGAUUGAAACUGCUGAGGGCUGCCCCAUCCAGCCUGGCUCCUCUCUGCAGAAGGUGAUCUACCUGAAACCAACCCUCUCCUCGAACAAGGACCGUAGAGGAAUUGCCCUGGACGGCCAACUGAAGCACGAGUCAACCAACCUGGCCUCCACCUCCCUGUUGCCUUCCCAUGACUCUGACGCUUUCGGCAUCAUUGUCUCUUACACCAUCAAGGUGAAACUUUACUUGGGAGCCCUGAGUGGUGAACUGGCUGCUGAGCUGCCCUUCGUGCUCAUGCACCCUAAGCCUGACGGUAAGACCGUCUGCCGCGCUGACAGCACUGCCGACGUAGAAACUUUCCGCCAGGAGUCAAUCGCCAUCCCCGAGUAAAGAUGAACACCUCGACUUGACCGCCUCUCCAACCUGUCUAUAAAAAUUUGGCCCCGAAACAGAGUUAAAAUUUUUAUAUUAAGGAGUGACUUUAAGUGAAGUUAGAGUGUAAUUUGUGAUUAUAAUUAUUUAUGUAACUGAUAUAACAAUUGGCCCUGAUGGAUGUAAGUAUCUUAUUGAGGUUGAAAUGUAAAAUAAUAAAAAAGAAACAAACUCACUCUUAA
Neocloeon triangulifer is the source of this 1399-nucleotide messenger RNA. RefSeq names its product arrestin homolog (gene Arr1). Gene Ontology annotation, biological process: signal transduction; G protein-coupled receptor internalization. Gene Ontology annotation, cellular component: cytoplasm. The transcript has 8 exons. Gene Ontology annotation, molecular function: G protein-coupled receptor binding. The record is from RefSeq and is a predicted model, not a curated record. Bases 51 to 1175 code for a protein of 374 amino acids. Lineage: Eukaryota; Metazoa; Arthropoda; Insecta; Ephemeroptera; Baetidae.